UCCAUAGAGAGAAAAAAGACAAGUGUUCUCUACGACCCAGUGAAUUAUAGAACAUGUAAGGACGUAAGCUCUACAGCAGGCAGCCGACCACUGCUGCGGAUGCCCAACGGUCUUGUCGUCAUGUGCGACACAGAGACAGAUGGCGGUGGCUGGACAAUUUUUCAGCGUCGCGUCACCUUUGUCGUGGACUUUUAUCGGAACUGGGAGGACUACAAAAACGGGUUCGGAGACUUCGACGCUGGUGACUUUUACCUCGGCAACGAAAACAUUCACUGUAUGACUGUAAACAAAACGUACGAGCUACGGAUCGACAUGAAGUAUCUGGGGAAUAGCUACUACGCUGGUUACACAGGCUUUCUUCUGUACUCAGAAGCCGAUUUCUACAAGAUAUCCUUCAGCGGGUUCUAUGGGAACACGAGCGAUUCCUUCGGUGCAAUGAACAACAACAAACCUUUCGGCACGUACGACAAGGCUUACGAUAAGGCAAGUUUAAACUGUGCCACGACCUACCGCGCAGCUUGGUGGUUUGGUGGUUGUCAUUCGGCGCUUCUUAACGGUAACUACGGCAACACUGAAUACAGCAAGGGGGUCGAAUGGUUGGCCAUUACUUACUACUACAGCAGUCUGAAUUUCACUGAAAUGAAAAUUAGGCCUCGUGUGUAGGUCAUAGCCAGUUGAUUGUGAUAGA
Messenger RNA from Physella acuta, 688 nucleotides. RefSeq names its product ficolin-1-like. The record is from RefSeq and is a predicted model, not a curated record. Lineage: Eukaryota; Metazoa; Mollusca; Gastropoda; Physidae.